Messenger RNA from Cuscuta epithymum, 2634 nucleotides. The record is from the annotation of a GenBank genome assembly. Lineage: Eukaryota; Viridiplantae; Streptophyta; Magnoliopsida; Solanales; Convolvulaceae.
CUGGUCUGGUCUGGUCUGGUCUGGUCUGUUUUGGUCUGGUCUGGUCUGGUCUGGUCUGUUUUGGUCUGGUCUGGUCUGGUCUGGUCUGGUCUGAUUUUUUUUUUUUUAAUUUUUUUUGCAUAAAGAUUUUAUUUUUGAUAUAUAUUAUAAUCCAUAAAUAAAUAUAUUUUAUUCAUUUAUAAUUAAAAAUAAUAAUAUUCCUUCCAAAUUAUCGAAAAUUGGUAUCGUUUUACUUGGAUUUAUUUCAAUCCCAGACCGAAGCAGAUCAGACCAGAUUAUAAAAAUACAGAACAACUCAAACUAGACCAGAUCAUAUCAGUGUACACUAGACUAAUCCAAAUAAAAACAGGACAAAAGAUAAAAUUAGGCAAUUGGCCCAGUAUACUCGUAUAUAUAAAUUAUUGCAAUUGGCCGUAGAAGAGUUGCCGCAGACGAACCCCAGCAACUCCAGGAAGCAGACAACUUAGCAGUUACGGGUGAAGUUCAAGUAGAAGAACGUUCCUUAGAUAGAUGGAAAGCAUAUCAAGAGAAACAUAAGCGACAUGGAGCUGCAGUUGCUAAGAAGCAGAUGCCAUAUCUUCAGUACCUAGAAGCUUUAUUCCAAGGACAGACUGCACAUGGUGUACGAGGUAGCUCACCUGCUAGCGCUAGGACAACACCCAUUCUCAAGAGUAAUGUCGCGGUCCAAAAGACUCAGAACAUAAACACCGAAGAAUCUUUUGAUACCGGCAGUGAUAGUUCGGAUGAAAAUGAAAGUCAUGAUACAGUGUAUGGUGAAAAAAGUGAUUCACCUAUUAUGGUAGAUCAAUCAUCUGCAUCAACUAAGAAGCGAAAAGGAAAAAACAACGUCGAUGAAAGCUUAGCACGAAAGCGAGGGGAAAUAGAUAGAUGUUUAGAAAUUGUGAAACUUGCUUCUGCAAAAGAGCAAUCUGUGAUCGAAAAGGUGGCUAAGCUUCUUGAUGAGAUGGAGGUUGAUAAGAAAUACGGUGAUCAAUAUUAUGUGGAUGCUAUGACCUUCUUAAGUGAAGGUAAUAAGGGUGAGGUCUUUGUGACACUUCGAUCUGAAAAUCAGAGGUGGAUGUUUCUACAGAAAGGAGUUCCUUACGGCAACUAAGAUUUUUAUAUCCCGUUUUGAACUUAAGAUGAUUUAUUUUCAGCAUGCUAAAAUUUAGUUUACUCGUUUUGAACUUUUUAUAUGUUUGUUUGAACUAAAAUUAUGUGGAUCAUUAUCUUUUACAAACAUCUCGUGUUAUCGUUGAUAUGACAUGUGUUUACCAUUUGUUUUAAUGUGAAUUGGAAUUCAUUAUUUUACUUGUGUAGAAUGAAUGUUGAAGUUAGACGGUCAUGUCUAAUUAUUGCAUUAGAAGAGCUCAGAUCAUUACUAGAAGAUGAUGAACAAAAGAAGACUAGGAUACCAAUGAGAGUAGGUGGAGAAACAGGAGGUGAAUAUAUACAUAGAAUGUUGAAUGGUCAUCCUGGAUUGUGUAAAGAGAAAUUAAGGUUGACGAGAGAAAUGUUCAUCCACCUUGUGAAUAUUAUGGUUGAAAGAAAUUUAUUGAAAGACAGCAGAUUCAUUCAUGUGGCAGAGCAAAUUGGAAUUGGUCUCUAUAUAUUGGCCAAGGGAGCUUCUUACACAGAUGCAGCUGAUGUUUUUAAGCAUUCUUUGAGAACCAUAUGCAAAUAUUUUAAUCUAGUAUUGCAUGCCUUGGUUGAGUUAUCUUUUGACAUAAUUCGACCACAUCACAAUUUGUUGGACGUCCACACCAUAGUUUUCAACAGUUCCUUAUAUUGGCCGUAUUUCAAGGAUUCAGUUGGAGCAUUAGAUGGUACUCACAUAGAAGCAGUUAUAUCAGAUGCAAAGGGGGUGCCGUUUCGAGGACGCAGAGGAAGCAAAACCUGGAAUGUCUUAGCAUGUUGUUCAUUUGAUAAACUAUUCACGUUUGUCAAUAUUGGCUGGGAAGGAAGCGCUCAUGACGUAAGAGUGUGGGUUGAUUCCUUAAUGCAAUCAAAAUAUCAUUUUCCUCAUCCCCCACCAGGUAAAUAUUACUUAGUAGAUUCAGGAUAUCCAAACACACUUGGAUAUUUAGCUCCAUUUGAUGAUGCGGGAAUGAGGAAACACGUGCCAGAAUUUCGUGGCGGUGGUAAACCAAGAGGAGUAAUGGAACAUUUUAAUUAUCGCCACUCAUCCCUGAGAACUACCAUUGAAAGAGCAUUUUCGCAUCUGAAGAAAAGGUGGAAGAUACUUCACAAUAUGCCCAAAAUGAAAGAAGAGCAUCAACAAGCAAUUAUUUUCUCUACUUUUACACUUCAUAAUUUUAUCAGCAUGUGCAAAAUGGGAAUCCCAAUUUAUGAACAUGAAGGGAAUGGAGAAGGCAUGGUUGAUUCAAAUAUGUUCAACAAUGGGCGAAAAGAAGCUAUGAACAAUGUUCGCGUGGAAAUUGCGAAACAAAUUUGGGAAGACGUUCAGAAACCCAGAGCAACGCAUGCAUGAUGAUAUUUAUUAUUUUAUAGUACUUUUUUUUGUUCUAAAAAGAUUUAUAGUUUACCCAUUAUUCAUACAUUUUUUUAUUGUUAUUGUUAUUGUUAUUGUUAUUGUUAUUGUUAUUGUUAUUGUUAUUGUUAUUGUUAUUGUUA